UUUAUUCAGUUUUGUUUUUGUUUUUGAGCUAACGGAAAAUUUGUUGAACAAGCGGAACCUACACGCCUACACAAAAGGAGCCGUUUAAGAAGUGGAAGUUCCACGGUACCUUAUUUAUUUUGAAGAUAUUGGAGCAUUUAAAUAGCCGCUAAUUGUUUAUUAUUAAUGCGUCUGCUGGACACUGCUCGAGCAUUACGCUGUUUAGUUACACGGACCUUUAGUACAAGUCAACAUCUAAGCAAGAUGGCUACGGACAUCAGAUUUAAUGCAUCGCUUAGCAGCAGUGAUCCGCAGGUUCAUCCCGUACUGAUUAUUGGUCAGCUGCGUCAUUUGAAUUUACUGAAGUUUGAUCAAUUGGCAAGUAAAUUGCAGCCACGGGUUACGGAGGAGACAUUCCGUAGUGCAUUGGCUUGCCUACAUCCGGCACCGACGGACAAGGUAUCACUCUAUCUGGAUGUGGCUACAAUGGCCGCUUUGCCGUUAAAGGCAUCCCGUCAUAAUACAUCAUCGCGUGCUCAUGCCAUCACUCGUCUGGUGAAGAAUCAUGUUCUUAAUGUGUCUGAGGAAAGUGUGGUACUGGUCUGUGAGCGAGAGAAUCUGUUCGCAAGUGCCUGUGCUGUGGUUAGGGCUUUUCCUCUGUACUCUCGCAAAACAGGAGGUAAUGGCCAGCAGUUCCAAAAGGCUGCUUCCCCAGAAGCUGGAGAUUCUGUGGAUAAUGCCGAGCAAAAUGCCCGAAAUGUUGUUAAUGUCGAGUUCGUUGUGAUUGACAAGGAUGGAUGCAUUGAGACUGAUCCACUUACCGAUGAUGAAUUAAAGUGUUUGAAAGAAACGACUCGUGGUAUUCGUCUAACGGCACGUAUUGUGGAUAUGCCCUGCAACGAAAUGAAUGUGGACCACUUUAUUCAGAAUAUUGAAGAACUGGCCAAGGAGUUGUCAUUGCAGCCGCAGAUAAUACGCGGCGAGGAAUUGCAAGAGCGCGGCUUUGGCGGCAUUUAUGGAGUUGGCAAGGCGGCCGCUGUCCCUCCAGCACUGGUGGUGCUCUCCCACGAGCCUAAGGGAGCGCAGGAAACAAUUGCCCUGGUUGGAAAGGGCAUUGUCUAUGACACUGGUGGUUUGAGCAUCAAGGGCAAAACUGCCAUGCCUGGAAUGAAACGGGAUUGCGGUGGUGCGGCUGCCAUUUUGGGUGCCUUCUAUGCGGCAGUCAAAUGCGGCUUCAAAGAUAAUCUUCAUGCCAUUUUCUGUUUGGCCGAAAACUCUGUAGGGCCAAACGCCACACGUCCCGAUGAUAUUCACACUUUGUAUUCGGGUCGCACUGUGGAAAUUAACAAUACCGAUGCAGAAGGUCGUUUGGUUCUAGCGGAUGGUGUUUGUUAUGCCAACAAGGAUCUAAAGGCGAACAUUAUUCUUGAUAUGGCCACAUUGACUGGUGCUCAGGGUAUAGCAACUGGCAAAUAUCAUGGAGCCGUAUUGACAAACUCGGAGACAUGGGAGUCAAAGUCAUUGCAGGCUGGACGUAAAUCCGGCGAUUUAUUGGCCCCCAUUAUUUACUGUCCCGAAUUGCAGUUCUCUGAAUUUGCAUCGGCCAUUGCUGAUAUGAAAAACUCUGUGGCGGAUCGCCAAAAUGCACAAUCAUCUUGCGCUGGUCUCUUUGUGGCUGCUCAUUUGGGAUUCGAUUAUCCUGGUGUAUGGAUUCAUGUCGAUAUGGCUACACCUGUGCAUUGUGGUGAACGUGCCACUGGCUAUGGUGUGGCCUUGUUGCUAACACUAUUUGGCAAUCAUACAAACUCAACGCUUCUCCAAUCGAUUGCCCCCACUUUGGAGGAGCCGCCAUCAAAGCGUCUUUGCCGCGAUUAAGAAAUCAUCCAGUUUCAAGUCUAGCCAUAUUCUAUUUGCGCAUUUCAAUGAACAUUCAAUAUACACAUACAUAUAUGUCAAUUUUAUUAGCCGACAGGCACUAAAAAAAAAGAAGAAAGAUUGAAUGAAUAAGACACGUGAAAAGGCUUUAAUGAUGAGCCUUUGUUAUAUCAAUAAAUUGCUUGAGCAAAUUAAUUCAAAA
Drosophila willistoni is the source of this 2056-nucleotide messenger RNA. It is a transcript of the gene grsm, whose product is annotated as probable aminopeptidase NPEPL1. Gene Ontology annotation, molecular function: manganese ion binding; metalloaminopeptidase activity. The coding region runs from base 166 to 1854 and encodes 562 amino acids. The transcript has 6 exons. Gene Ontology annotation, biological process: proteolysis. The record is from RefSeq and is a predicted model, not a curated record. Gene Ontology annotation, cellular component: cytoplasm. NCBI's taxonomy places the organism in Eukaryota, Metazoa, Arthropoda, Insecta, Diptera, Drosophilidae.